Molecule: messenger RNA, 5557 nt
Organism: Anguilla rostrata (American eel)
Lineage: Eukaryota; Metazoa; Chordata; Actinopteri; Anguilliformes; Anguillidae
Product: CD276 antigen homolog
Exons: 6
Coding region: 1371-2933 (520 amino acids)
Biological process (GO): cellular response to lipopolysaccharide; immune response; negative regulation of T cell proliferation
Cellular component (GO): external side of plasma membrane
Source: RefSeq, a predicted model, not a curated record
CAGAGCGGAGUGGUCGAGCAGGCACAUAGAAUUGAGUCAUGUCCUGCAAGUAGAUGGGGGCUGUCCUGUUGGCGGCAGUGUAGGCAAGAGUCAGGGCUUUGAACCGGAUCCUGGCAGCGACCGGUAGCCAGUGAAGUGAUCGUAGCAGAGGAGUGACGUGGGAGAAUUUGGGGAGGUUGUAGAUGAGUCUGGGGUGGCUGGUAGAAUUUGGUUAAUAAAAUAAAAUAAAAUUUUAAAAAGUUAAUUUUCCACCCUCAUUUAGUGGUUAGCUUCAGUAAUAUACCGAAGCACACAUCUAUAAUUUAUGGAUUCACUAAUAAUUGACUUAAUGACAAUCUUUUUGUAUUUUGCAUCAUCUAUCAUGAAGCCUAUCAUGUAAAUGACUGAAAUGUCUCAAUGUAUUGAACAUUUGUAAUUACACUAUCAGUUGUUUCACCCAGAACAUCUCAGAACAUCUCAUUGCCAAUAUAUAGCUUCAAAGAUGCAAUACCUUGAAAUAUAACUUGCUAACUAGCUGUGUACAUUGGAUUUAUCUUUACACAUCAUUGCCAAGAUGUUUUUUUCAUGUAGCAGCCUCUCCUCCUCUGUGCCACAUCAUGGGUCCUUACCACUGAAAUAUAAUAUAUUAUAUAUAAAUAUAUUAUAUAUAAAUAUAUAAAUAUAUUUAUUCAUGUACUUUCUGUUUUUAUGAUUAUAGAUGCAUUUCAUCGUGCUUUUACUUUAAGUCUAUUGGCUAAUUAAUAAACUAUUUUGUAUUUUAAAUGACACCAUUCAUUUUUGUUUCAAGACAAAAUUUUUGUUUUGUUUUUGUCCCUGCUGGUUUUAUGUUACUUUCUUAUCUUCUUGGAUACUGUGAUAUUUCCUCAGUCUUGGAUGGCAUGAGAUGGCUUUAGACAGGAAAGUCAACACUAUUCAACAAAUUUGACUGAAACUACUCAUUGCAGCAAAAUAAAUAAAUAUUGACGUUCAUACAAAUGAAUGAUUGAGUUGAGGUCAAGUGCGGUCAAAGUCAAGUACCUGAUGCAUGUGAACAUGUUGGUCUGCGGUGGUGUGCAUUACCAAAGGAGAAAGCAACGGUCCUAACUCUACUUUUACUUCAUUCACUGCAUUAAGUUUCCUAAAACCUUCAUUGUAAUAAACAAUUGUGUAGCCAACACACGACGGCGUCGGAGAGCUCAGAUGAGGGCAUUUGUACGCAACAUAAACACGGAAGUGCAAGAGAGGCGGAAGGUUCUUGCUGUGUACAACUCGGUGAACGGUCCUGCUUCUGCGAUACCACUUCCGGAAAACAAUACGCCUGGAUCUAUGUAGAACGAACGGCGGUAAAAACUUCAAAAAAACAAAUCUUUCAGUAACAAUCCCUGCCGGACAUGAGAAUUACAAGUUUUGGCAUCCUUCUUGGGCUUCUGUUGGCCUCGCCAGCAUCUCCAAGCCGUGUGCGUUUACCUGGGAAUGUCGGCGAUUCCCUCACUCUCCCCUGCCAUGGAGACCCCAGCAGGGAUGUGGAGUGGCGGUUUCAGCAGUAUCAGCUUGGGCCUCAUACUGAGCCUGACUGGCUGCUCGUGGCCGAACUCCACAACGGAUCCUUUUCCCCAGGAAGCGGCUUCCAGGGACGGGUGGAAUCCUUCCACCUAACAGAGCCGGGAAACUACAGCCUCACCCUCAGUCCUGUGGUGUACAAUGACCUUGGCAUUUACACAUGCCAGUACAAGGAUAAGACCAUUCUUUCAGUUCUGAAACUAGAAAUUGGAGUCUCAGGCCCAUCAAAUGUUUCCGUAGCGAUGGGAAUGUCCGCCAGUCUUCCUUGCUUUGGGAACAUUAAUAAACGAGCGCGUGCUGGUGAUCUGGAUAUCCUCUGGAAGAGAGGUAGAGAGAAUGUUUACCAGCUCCAUAAGAACACCAUCACAUAUGGGCCCAAGUUCGAGAACAGAGCUUCAGUUUCCCCAGAACAAGCCCUCUAUGGAAACCUGUCUUUAACCAUCAGACAGACACGAUUUUCAGAUGAAGGCGACUAUCAGUGCUUCUACAACAAUCGAAAAGAGAGGGGAAACCCAAUUUCUGCCAAACUCAUUGUUACAGGCCACCCACCCCAGACCCUCACAGUGAAGGCCGGUGAUUUGCUCUCCAUACCGCUCUAUACCGCAGACCCAGUGAGGGUAACAUUCAGUGCAGGCCUUGGUUCAGAUGAGGUGCUGAUGCUCGAUGCAAAUAAAGGCCCAGCCAGGCAUGGGGAGCGUUGUGCUCAGAGAUGUGAGCUUCUGGCCCAGAACUACACCCUUUUGCUGUGGAAUGUGACACUGGAGGAUGCCGGAGUCUACAAGGUGACCGAUCCUGAGACCAACAGGACCAUCGUCUCAGUCUCUGUGCGAGUCUCAGGCCUGCCUCGCUCUGUAGCAGAUUCAGGACUCCCUGCAGGAGCAGUGGCUGGGAUCGUAUUGCUGGUGUUGGCGCUGUUAGCAGUCUGCGUUGUAGUCUGGAAGUACCGCGCGAAGUUCAGCAGACCCCCUGUAUCUGUGCCUGAAACCCAGCCUUCUCACCCCGUACCCUGUCUCCCUCUGUCCGAGAUCCAGACUUCACCUGCCGAACCCCGUCUAUCUGAGCCUGAGACCAAGCCUUCUGACCCCGAACCCCGUCUAUCUGAGCCUGAAACCCAGCCUCUGAUGCCUGAGACCCACCCUCUGAUGCCUGAGACCCAGCCUCUGAUGCCUGAGACCCACCCUCUGAUGCCUGAGACCCACCCUCUGAUGCCUGAGACCCAGCCUCUGAUGCCUGAGGCCCAGCCUCUGAGGCCUGAGGCCCAGCCUCUGAUGCCUGAGGCCCAGCCUUUGAUGCCUGAGACCCAGCCUCAGAUGCCUGAGACCCAGCCUCAGAUGCCUGGGACCCAGCCUUUUGACCAGAAUGAAAAGCUGGAGAAAGGGGAUGGAAUCCUGUAGAGCCAAAGACCUAUGACAUCACAGAGUGAGAAAGAGAGAGAAACCGAGAAAGCGAGAUAAAUGGAUAUUUUUACUUUUGUAUAACAGAAGUCAUUUUCUGACACUCACCCCAUUUUCACCCCAACCCAUGACAUCAGCUGUCCCUGCUGACUGUUCCUUCUGGUAGUCCGGCUUCCAGUUCACUCCCAUUCAUUACUCCCUGAGCUGACCAGAGGAGGAUGGGUUCCCCCCUUGAGCCUGGUUCAUUCUAAGGUUUGUUCCCAUCUGCCACAGGGAGUUUUUCCUUGCCACUGUUGCCUUAGGGUUGCUCCUGUGGAGGGUUUAGGCCAGUGUUGUUUGACCAUUGUUUGUGAAAUGCGCUAAAUACUUUUUUUAUUUGAUUUGAUUUAAUGUUCUGUUUGUGGUCCUGGAGACCCCAGAUAACGUUGUUUUAUCAGCUUGAUACUGUCAUGGGUAUGGGGUGUAGUGGCCUUGUGCUGCCACUAGAGGGCACCCAGCAUCUGGAAAUGCUUCAUUUGUUUCAGGUGUUUUGAUUUCCACCUGGGGAAGUGCCUUUAUUUAGCAUUGACUGACCAGCAAUCAGCGCUUCUGUGUCAAACCUCUUUUACACAAAGCCAGUUGGAGAAUUGUGUUGAUUCUGUGUCCUCUGUUUUUAUUUUGAGAUCAGUCUCAGGGUUUGGUAUGAGAGCUUCGCCUCUGUAUCACUGGUCCCUUUCUUUUCGCCCUGGUUUGUAACGGGUAGUUUUUGGUUUCUCGAGCCAGUUUUGCGGCUGGACAGGUUUGUCCUUCGGAGUCAUUUUUACUCCGUGUUUUCUGUUGGUAUACAAUCCUGUGUGUGCGGGAGUUUCUCUCCCAAGGAUCUUAUUUUUUUGUGUUUUAGUUUCGGGUGUUCCCUUUCCUUUGUCCUUCGGGACUUGGUGGCUAACGCUUCCUGUAGCGUUAGCUUUUCGUUCCCCUGUAUUAGUCGCUUCUGGUUCUCCGACGCCCCCCACCAUUACAGAUACUUAUUGAUAUUUCCUAAUUUCCUGAGAACAGCUAAUGAGCAGGAUUUUGAUUGGGUGGCAUCUUUUAGGAGUUCUCAAAAUUGCAUGUAAGUUCUGUUUAGUUUCUGUUAGCACUUAUGGUGCUUUUGCCUUCUCCGCUCCUUCAGCCUUAGCACCUUGCAGGGUUAGGGACCUUUUAGCAGAGGCAGCAAAUCGACCCCAAACAUAAAUUACGCAGUUGUUUUGGGAAACAAAAUAAAUAUUUAUUCUUAUAUAGCCCCUAUAAUAUGUGAAACAUGAAAUAUUUCCAUUUUUGGUGCAAUAAUAUUUCUUCAUGAUCACUCACUUUUUUCCUCAUCUCAGUUUGUGUUUGUGUCUGAAGAAACAUUCGGGGCAGAAUCUGCCAGUUCUCCUGGUGCAUUUUUGGCAUACAUCAGUAAUCUUUUUGUGUUCCUUUUCUUUGUCUUAGUUUGUAUGUCUCUUAUCUACUUAUGGAGUAGCAGUCUUUAUUGGUCUUUCUUUGUAAAUAAAACUACCUAUCCUUAGUUAUAGCCAACAGUCAUAUUGUACCAUGAUGCACUGAAAAGGGAAAACAGUUUAUCUAAAGUACGUGGUUUGCAUAUACACUGAACAGGGUGUGCAUCUCUGCGAGGACCAGUCAGUGUAUUGGCCUUAUAGACGGUUUAGAGGUAGCAUCGUAAUACGGGUUACUCACUGGGCAUAGUGAUAGUUUCACUGACCGGAAGUGCAGCUGCUCCGGGACAGAUGUUAAUUUCAGUGUCCAGAGAUCCUAGUAUUACUUCAUGCAAAUAGGAAAUGGGUCAUAGUCUGGGAUAUUUAAAUGGUCUCACUCACCAGAUGGAGUAAUCUUAGUUAGGGCUCCCUGUUUCAGCUGUUAGUUUUGGUACCUGGACAAAGAUAUUUUCCAGGUUGGAGUUGAUUAUUUGUGGCACAGAAACAUUAUUUGCAAAAUUCCCGGAUGAGUAGCACCUUUACCUGCCAGGAUAGAAGGUCUUAGUGUCAGGGAACAAUUAGAUGAAUGCCUGGCAGCAGUAGAUAGUCUUGCUCUCUGGGGUACAAAUCUUGCCAUCCAUUAUUUCAGCACACCCCAGUGAAUACAUGUAUACGCAAACCCGUACUCACACGAACUUCCACAUUACAGGUUAAUGGAGUCAGAUAAACUUGUUUUCCUCCCUGUGCCCAUGUCUGCAUCUUUACAAUGUGUAUAUUUCCUAUGAUCAAUGUUGUUUACAAAUUAAAUAAUGUGAACCUCCUAUUACAGGCAAUUGGCUGAUGCUCUGCUACAGCGCAACUUGCACAAGUUUUGUAAAAAUAUAAAUAAAAUACAGUUGUAAAAAUGAUUUAUAAUGCUGAAAUAAAUUUUGAAGACUUUAAAAAAAAUCAGUAAUUCUUGAGAUGAGCUUAUUUGAAACACUUUUGGUUUUAAUUGAUAAGCCAGGUUUCUGUUAAUCACAGUCUGAACUUUUCACAUAUUCCAUGGCUUUUCUUCAUUUAAAAUGUUAAAGUUAAAGUCAAUGUACACCUUUUGUAAGUAGAAUAGAGCAACUAUGUCAACCCAAGAUAAAGCAUAUCACAUCUUCCUAAUGCAAUUCAUGAUGUCAUAAAACUCCUUUUAAAAUG